This is a messenger RNA of Episyrphus balteatus (marmalade hoverfly), 867 nucleotides long. It is a transcript of the gene CHOp24, whose product is annotated as transmembrane emp24 domain-containing protein 2. Bases 117 to 740 code for a protein of 207 amino acids. Gene Ontology annotation, biological process: endoplasmic reticulum to Golgi vesicle-mediated transport; intracellular protein transport; Golgi organization. The record is from RefSeq and is a predicted model, not a curated record. Gene Ontology annotation, cellular component: Golgi apparatus; endoplasmic reticulum-Golgi intermediate compartment; endoplasmic reticulum. NCBI's taxonomy places the organism in Eukaryota, Metazoa, Arthropoda, Insecta, Diptera, Syrphidae. The transcript is spliced from 3 exons.
CAUUCGACUUCAUUUCAUCUGUUUGACAGAAUACGUGGCCUCUCCACAUAACGAAAUAUUUAUCAAACAAGUCGUCCUUAGAAAAUUCUACCGAAUUUCUCGCAAAUAAAACAAAAAUGAAUUUCUCCGUAUAUUUUACAUUAUGCAGCAUACUAUUUAUCCAAUUACUGGACAAAACUUCUUCCUUUAUAGUCACCGUAGACGCGCACAAUGAAGAGUGUUUCUUCGAGCGAGCAGAAAGCGGCACAAAGCUAGGACUCACAUUUGAAGUAAUCGAGGGUGGCUUCCUAGAUGUCGAUAUCAAAAUCACAGGCCCCGAUCAGCAGGUCAUACAUCAAAGCGAAAAAGAAUCCUCUGGCAAGCUAACCUUCUCCGCCCACAACAGCGGUAUACAUACUGUCUGCUUCAACAACGAGAAGUCCAGUAUGACCCCAAAAGUAGUUAUGUUCACAAUCGAUGUGGGUGAGCCAGCACCAAGAUCUCCCGGUGCUCCCGGUGAAGAUGAAGUCGGUCACACCAAAUUAGAGGAUAUGAUUAGGGAGUUGUCUGGAACUUUGACUAGCGUCAAACAUGAACAGGAAUACAUGCACGUGCGCGACAAGAUUCAUCGAUCCGUCAAUGAGAGCACCAACUCCCGUGUGGUUUUGUGGUCAACAUUCGAGGCAUUCGUGCUGGUCGUGAUGACUGUAGGACAAGUGUACUACUUAAAACGCUUCUUCGAAGUGAAGCGUGUUGUGUAAUUGUAGCUUUCAUCCUCUCUCAUAAUUAUUUAGAUUAUUAUUUUUCUUUUUUCAUAAAAAAAAACACAAAGAAACAUCGGAUUGCAAAUUGGUUAAAAUAAAAUUCCAAAUUUAGUGCGAAAUUUAA